Messenger RNA from Closterium sp. Naga37s-1, 1331 nucleotides. Lineage: Eukaryota; Viridiplantae; Streptophyta; Zygnematophyceae; Desmidiales; Closteriaceae. The record is from the annotation of a GenBank genome assembly.
AUGCGGCGGAAUGACGUCAGCGCGUGGCGGACCGCCAACGAAUUCACCAGCCGCAGCUGCGAGGAGGGGGAUGGCGCGGGGAGAGUUGGGGGGCAUGGCGCGGGGAGAGGGGGGAGGCAUGACUCGGGGGGAGAUUCUUACAGGGGUGACGCGUGGUGCAAUGGGGUUGGAGUGGGUGGUGAAGAGGGAGAUAAAGAUCGCAUGGGUGGUCGGGCACGAGAGGGACCGCAGCCGCAGGGGCAGUACUCUGCUCUGCCUUCUCAACCGCCGCCACAUUUUUAUGGGGAGACGGCCUUUGAGGCGUCUCAAGAGCAGCAGGAGCGUGCGUGGCGCCACCAGGGGGGGUGCUCUGCCCUCCCCUCCCAGUCUCUUCCACCACAUCCCUACAGAGAGACGGAAUUUGAGGCGCCCCAAGAGCUGCAGGAGCGUGCUUCAAUGGGGGCGAGUUUUGACACUGUGGAGUGUGCUGACGGCGGCGCUCCAAUGGCAGUGCGCCACGUGGCGGAGCUGUCGCCGUCCCUGCACAGGCACCCCGAGGGAUGGGAUGCAGCGCUGAUGCGAUCCCUGGAGGCGGAUCCUCUAGGGGAGCAUGGUGGGGGGAUGGAAGGGGGACGAGCGAGGGGGGAUGGAGCAGGGGCGCUGAUGCGAACUCUGGAGGCGGAUCCCCUAGGGGUGCAUGGUGGGGGGAUGAUCAGUGCAGGGGUGGAUGGGGGAGGGAUGAAUGGCGCAUGGGUGAACGGUAGAGGGGUGAAUGGAGCAGGGAUGCAUGGUGGAGGGGUGGAUGGUGGAAGGGUGAAUGGUGGUUGCAUGCAUGGUGCAUCGCCCCCUCACCACUCCUCUCCUGCAGAGCUCCUCUCGUCGCCAGCGCCUCUAACCCCGCCUGUGCCCUGCUGCCUCGCGGCCACAUGCCCAACUCACACCCCUUCUCAUUCCGCUCGCUCUCAUCCUGCCCCUCCGGCUGCACCUCCCCACCAUGCGGCACACAACGCCUGUCAGCCCGGGUCCCCUCGUCCCACCCACAAGCCGUCCCCUGCCCCUUAUCCUACUCCCACUCACGUCUUCCCUUCUCGAACCUCCUCCUCCUCCUCUGUUCGCCCUCCCAUCUCGUCACCUCUCCCGCCCGCCUCCUCUCCUGCUGCUUCCUCUGCACCGGGCUCGCAGCAGCCUUCCUCUCGUCACAGUACGAGUCGGAGUUCUAUUCCAACGAGGUACAAGUCGCAGUUCUAUUCCAACGUGGUGCAUCACAGCGGCAUCAUCUCAUGGGGCGAGUAUGAAGGGCAGUACGAGUCGGAGUUCUACUCCAACGUGGUGCACCAUCGAGGCAUCAUCUC